Messenger RNA from Ricinus communis (castor bean), 1287 nucleotides. RefSeq lists its product as uncharacterized. Lineage: Eukaryota; Viridiplantae; Streptophyta; Magnoliopsida; Malpighiales; Euphorbiaceae. The coding region runs from base 253 to 867 and encodes 204 amino acids. The record is from RefSeq and is a predicted model, not a curated record. The transcript is spliced from 2 exons.
CCACGUCACCUUCUCUCUCGACAUCCACGUCGUAUCACCCCCUCGCUCACUCACUCAUCUUCUUCCUUUUCUUUUCUUUUCCUUCUACAUUCACGUUUCCAAGAAACCAAGCAACAAAAUUCAUCUCUUCUCUAAAUUUAUUUUCAUAGAGAACCAAACACUGAUACCUUUUUCAUUUAUUUACGUUUUUCUUAAUAAAUUUCCUUAUCAUGUGAUAACAAGCUUAUUAUUGCUGUGAUUUUGUUAUUAGUCAUGAACACCUUAAACAAGAUAUGUACAGCACUUACAAUUAUCUUCGCCGUUUCUCUAGUAGUUCUCAUAGCCGAAGUUCUCUACGUUUUAUAUCGCCGAAGAAGAUUUCACAACCGAACUGGUGACUUGGAAUUCAGUAGCGAGACGUCGUCGUUCUAUCCAACAACUCCGUCGAAAGAACUGCUCUACUUCUUCUGCUGGAAAAACCAGACCAGUACUCGCAUCGAACCUGACGCAGAAACAGCAGCAUCAGAUGCUGCUGCUACCGCCGCUCCCCCAACGACGACAUCGGAUGAUGCUGACGUGGACGAGAUGUUAAAACGGCACGUACUGUACGGACCGUCUAGGGCUUUGUUUACGAUAAGAGAAGAAGAGAGAGAAGAGAUAGAGACGGAUUUAUCUUCUGUAGAGAGAGAAGAGAAUAAUAAGAAAAAGAACAGGAAAAAGAAGCUGAUAAGGAGUCUUUCUUCAGAAGAGGUUUCAUCUAUUGCUAUUGCUACUGCUACUGCUACUGAUGUGAUGAUUGCUGUUGAUGAUACGACGCCAUUUUCUACUCCUUGUGCUUCUCCUCCUUAUUACACUCCGUCGCCUUCUCCUCCUCGUGAAAGAAAUUAAUUUUAACGGUGUCGUUUACACAGUGCAUAUUAAAUUUAUGCAGUGAUGAUUCGCCGGCGCUUUCAUCGACGGUUUUGGUCAUGAAGUGAGGAGGUUUCGUUAACGAGUUGUGAUGUUGCCACGUUAGCGUCAGACAACUAAUUUGGUGGGUUCGAGGGGACGUGGCAAGAUCAGACUGUCCUGUUACAGUGAAAUAGGAAUUGGAAAUUACCAUUUAACUUGGAUGGAACAAUAGAUGGCUGUAACUGUACGGAAGUAGUAGUAAAUUCUAAUGGCCGUUGGCGUAACGUAACUGUAAUAAAUUCUCACAACCAUUACUAUAAUUUUCGUUCUUCAUUAUUGGGAUUAGGAUUUAGGAGUAUUAAUGGGGCCUGAUUAUUGUCCCUAUUUUAUGGGUCCUUUCUGCUAGUUAUUGCUUCA